This is a messenger RNA of Malurus melanocephalus (red-backed fairy wren), 867 nucleotides long. RefSeq names its product endonuclease domain-containing 1 protein-like. Bases 1 to 831 code for a protein of 276 amino acids. Gene Ontology annotation, molecular function: nucleic acid binding; hydrolase activity; metal ion binding. The transcript has 2 exons. Lineage: Eukaryota; Metazoa; Chordata; Aves; Passeriformes; Maluridae. The record is from RefSeq and is a predicted model, not a curated record.
AUGCUGUGGCUGCUGCUGCUGCAGGUGUUGGUGAGCUGCCUCUGGCUGGGACACAGCGAGGUGGUGAUGUCCUUUGAAACUUCAUGUCCUCAGUUUUUUUUCCGGGAGAUCCCCCCAAAUGCAGCUCUGGAGCCGCAGAACCCAGCCUGGAUCUGCCAGCGCUACAASAACCAGUAUUACUUUGCCACCYUGUAUGACAGAAAGAUGCGUAUUCCGGUGUACUCUGCUUACAUCUACCAGCCUGGACCUGGCAAGAGACCUAAAACAUGGCUGGUUGAGCCCCAGCUGAUCAACCCAACUUAUCCCAAAACGAUGGAAAAAGAGUGGACACUCUUAAAUCGAUACAAUGUCAGCUCAGAGGAGCUCAGCCAGAGCCAGGCGAUCCUUCAUGACUACAAGAACCUGACGGGCUUGAACCGGGGCCAUUUGAACCCCAAUGGCCACCAUGAUGACUACAGCAGCAGAGUGGCUACCUUCACCCUCACCAACAUAGUGCCCCAGGAUGAGAAACUCAACRGUGGUGCCUGGAACAACUACGAGCAGCAAACGAUGAUCAGGAAUACCCAGGGCUGUACCACCACCUACGUCAUCGUGGGUGCUGUGCCUGGGAACAACUACAUCGCCAAGGGGAGGGUUAACAAACCCAGCCACCUCUGGUCAGCUGCCUGCUGYGUGGUGGACAACAACUAUUUAAARGCUUGGGCGGUCAUUGCYGAGAAYGACAGGAACCAGGUUCAGCUYCUCAYGCUGGGGGAGCUGGAGGACACAUUGACCGAGCUCUAUGGGAGGGGACAGGUUUCCCUGUUUGACAGUGACUGUCCUCGAGAAUAAGACUCACGUCCUGCGUGGAAAAGCUUCAGGAGCUUU